Ornithodoros turicata is the source of this 702-nucleotide messenger RNA. RefSeq lists its product as uncharacterized. Lineage: Eukaryota; Metazoa; Arthropoda; Arachnida; Ixodida; Argasidae. Bases 272 to 631 code for a protein of 119 amino acids. The transcript is spliced from 6 exons. The record is from RefSeq and is a predicted model, not a curated record.
UGACAGUCCCUUCUUGUGUGCUUCGACAAUCACUAUUCUUGGGACUCAACAUACAACAGGACACUAUCUUGUGGUCUCCAGAGACGAGUACAACCUGCGCUAUGGGAAACCGGUACACAUCUUUGUGGAAAUUGGCCCUGAGACGUUUCUGAAGAUCAGGAGUAGAGCUCACAAAACGAAAAACUUCGUGUCAGUAACAUGUCUUGAGGAGCUAAUCAGAGUUGCUGUGGGUCAUGGAAUUUGUCAGGAGGGCAACAUACAGCUGUAUUUAAUGGAUGAGUUAUCACUUCGCUCUAUGGUUGCUGGUGCUGAGAAAUGCCUCGAUGACAUUUUCAUUGUUAAAAAUGGACUAUGGAAACAAGAUCAGUCAACAUGUGUGAGUGCACCUUCACCAAUCCCACAAAUGCCUCUGCUCUCACGAAUUUAUUACCCUUGGGAGAGCCUCAGCAAGACAGUACUUGAUGCAUUGGAAGCAGACAAUGUUCUGCUUCCCUCUCAACGACAGGAAGUGGCACACAUGGCAGUGUCAUGGCCCAGCACAUCCAUUGAAGGCACCUGGUUGGUAUCAUUGAGAACGAAGGGAGCCAGCAGGCAUAAAAAAAUCAAGAGGGCUACAUACAUAAAUGCGUGAGGCAAUGAGGGCCGCAGAUGAAUAUAGCAAGAAGUGGGAACAUCUCAUGUGAUACAAAUCGGUCAAAUGUU